UUUAGUACUAUUGUCGCCAAAAUUUUAAAAACAGGGUCGAUAUCGUCGCCCUUUAAUGGUUAUGCCAUUUUGGUUGCUAAGUUACAGCACCUCCAACGCGUCUUCUUAAGUGACGAGACUCUUCAACGCUCGUCACACAUAUAGUGUUUUAUAUUUACUUAUAUAAAAAAUAUAAGUAAUUUUCUACAAUUUGGUGGAGCCGACUGCCUAGAAGGUUGUUCACGGUUGGACAUCUUCAAUAUGGCGCGCGAAAGACGUCAUAUCAGUUUAACAAAAAUGUUGAACUUAUUAUCAGUAGCAUUAGGUUGCUAUUUUGCAGGGAAGCAUGUUUAUGCUUUUCGCACUGAAUCAUCCGUGGCUCGUCAACACGCUGCUGACAACAAUGUAGAAUUGGGUUCUAUACAGGCAUCUCUUAGACCUGACUCUAGUUUAGAGUCUACUCACACGUCAGCCGAUAUCGCUCCUCGUGGCAAUGGUGGCCGUAGAAGCGGCGUCGACACUACACCUCAGCAGGACGUUCAGACUCUUAUAUCAUACUACAAUGGUUUGGGCGGCAAGGGAUUCACCAAGGACAAUGCCCAGCAAUGUUUAGAAUGGGAACCAUUGGCUAACUGUACGAAAAAACAGUUCCUCAGGUGUAUUAACCCUCCUGACUCAACACUCACUAUGAAGUGCUUUAACGAUAAGUGUGGUGACUGGUCACCAUGGACUAUCUGUAACAAUGGUAUUCAAUACAGAUACCGCCCAGAAUGUGACGGAGAGUACAUUCAAUACAAGAACUGCUCAGAGAAGAACUGGGUUGAAUUUAAGGCAGAGCAAGAAGCCCUAGAAGCUGAGAGGAAGAGGCAAGAAGCCCUAGAAGCUGAGAGGAAGAGGCAGGAAGCCGAGGCUGAGAGGAAGAGACAGGAAGCCCUAGAAGCUGAGAGGAAGAGGCAAGAAGCCCUAGAAGCUGAGAGGAAGAGGCAGGAAGCUGAGGCUGAGAGGAAGAGGCAGGAAGCCCUAGAAGCUGAGAGGAAGAGGCAAGAAGCCCUAGAAGCUGAGAGGAAGAGGCAGGAAGCCGAGGCUGAGAGGAAGAGACAGGAAGCCCUAGAAGCUGAGAGGAAGAGGCAAGAAGCCCUAGAAGCUGAGAGGAAGAGGCAGGAAGCUGAGGCUGAGAGGAAGAGACAGGAAGCCCUAGAAGCUGAGAGGAAGAGGCAGGAAGCCCUAGAAGCUGAGAGGAAGAGGCAGGAAGCUGAGGCUGAGAGGAAGAGACAGGAAGCCCUAGAAGCUGAGAGGAAGAGACAGGAAGCCCUAGAAGCUGAGAGGAAGAGGCAGGAAGCCGAGGCUGAGAGGAAGAGACAGGAAGCCCUAGAAGCUGAGAGGAAGAGGCAAGAAGCCCUAGAAGCUGAGAGGAAGAGGCAGGAAGCUGAGGCUGAGAGGAAGAGGCAGGAAGCCCUAGAAGCUGAGAGGAAGAGGCAAGAAGCCCUAGAAGCUGAGAGGAAGAGGCAGGAAGCCGAGGCUGAGAGGAAGAGACAGGAAGCCCUAGAAGCUGAGAGGAAGAGGCAGGAAGCUGAGGCUGAGAGGAAGAGACAGGAAGCCCUAGAAGCUGAGAGGAAGAGGCAGGAAGCCCUAGAAGCUGAGAGGAAGAGGCAGGAAGCUGAGGCUGAGAGGAAGAGACAGGAAGCCCUAGAAGCUGAGAGGAAGAGACAGGAAGCCCUAGAAGCUGAGAGGAAGAGGCAGGAAGCUGAGGCUGAGAGGAAGAGACAGGAAGCCCUAGAAGCUGAGAGGAAGAGGCAGGAAGCCCUAGAAGCUGAGAGGAAGAGGCAGGAAGCUGAGGCUGAGAGGAAGAGACAGGAAGCCCUAGAAGCUGAGAGGAAGAGACAGGAAGCCCUAGAAGCUGAGAGGAAGAGGCAGGAAGCUGAGGCUGAGAGGAAGAGACAGGAAGCCCUAGAAGCUGAGAGGAAGAGACAGGAAGCCCUAGAAGCUGAGAGGAAGAGGCAGGAAGCUGAGGCUGAGAGGAAGAGGCAGGAAGCUGAGGCUGAGAGGAAGAGACAGGAAGCUGAGGCUGAGAGAAAGAGGCAAGAGGAAGCCGAGGCUGAGAGAAAGAGGCAAGAGGAAGCCGAGGCUGAGAGAAAGAGACAAGAGGAAGCCGAGGCUGAGAGAAAGAGACAAGAGGAAGCUGAGGCUGAGAGAAAGAGACAAGAGGAAGCUGAGGCUGAGAGAAAGAGACAAGAGGAAGCUGAGGCUGAGAGAAAGAGACAAGAGGAAGCUGAGGCUGAGAGAAAGAGGCAAGAGGAAGCUGAGGCUGAGAGAAAGAGGCAAGAGGAAGCUGAGGCUGAGAGAAAGAGACAAGAGGAAGCUGAGGCUGAGAGAAAGAGGCAAGAGGAAGCUGAGGCUGAGAGAAAGAGGCAAGAAGAAGAGGAGCAGGCUCGCAUUGCUGCUGAAAGGAAGCAGCAAGAGGAAGAAGAAGCCCGUCAAGCCGCUGAAAGGAAGAGGCAAGAAGAGGAAAGGCAAAAGGAAGAACGUUUGGCUAAGGAAGCGCUUCAGAAACGCCUUGCUGAAGAGGCUGCACAGAAACGUUUGGAACAAAUGAGACGCCAAGCAGAGGAGAAAUUACGCAAAGAAAAAGAAGCUGAAAUGAAGAGACAAGAGGAAGAGGAGCAGGCUCGCAUUGCUGCUGAAAGGAAGCAGCAAGAGGAAGAGGAAGCCCGUCAAGCCGCUGAGAAGAAGCAGCAAGAGGAAGAGGCCGCCCGCCAAGAAGCCGAGAGGAAGAGGCAGCAAGAAGAAGAGGAAGCCCGUCAAGCCGCUGAGAAGAAGCAGCAAGAAGAAGAGGCCGCCCGCCAAGAAGCCGAGAGGAAGAGGCAGCAAGAAGAAGAGGAAGCCCGUCAAGCCGCUGAGAAGAAGCAGCAAGAGGAAGAGGCAGCCCGUAAAGAAGCAGAGGAACAGCUGGCAAAUGAAAAGAGCAGAGUCUAUGACGUAAUUGAGUCCUCUGAAGUUCCUAGCUCUGUUUUACCCACCGAUCAAGAAUCCACUGAUCGUGUAAUGGACGGCGAACCAGAUGAAGAAGAACAGGAAGAGAAUGCAAGAAAGUCGUCGCGUAAAUCGUUGGUUAAGCAAGCAUCUGUUGGUCUCGCUGCUGUUAUGUCCGUGGUUGUUGGUUCAUACAUUUAUUGCAAGUCCCCUGUGAGCGCUGGUUCCGCUAUGGCCCCGGGUGUUUCUGAACAAGGUUUCGAUGAUCAAUCAUAUUUGAACCACAGAAGUGACGACGUAGAAACCAAGGUCGACUUUGAUGAAAACUUCUGGUCGAACGCUGCCGAUCAAAACAAUGAGUAGAUUCGUACUUAACAAUCGUGUGAAACAAGAUCGCAAUCGAUCAAAUACUCUUUACCACACGUUACCCAGACAAACGUAG
This is a messenger RNA of Babesia bovis T2Bo, 3391 nucleotides long. RefSeq lists its product as uncharacterized. The coding region runs from base 241 to 3312 and encodes 1023 amino acids. NCBI's taxonomy places the organism in Eukaryota, Apicomplexa, Aconoidasida, Piroplasmida, Babesiidae. The record is from RefSeq and is a predicted model, not a curated record. The transcript has 2 exons.